This is a messenger RNA of Diabrotica virgifera virgifera (western corn rootworm), 3046 nucleotides long. RefSeq lists its product as uncharacterized. The record is from RefSeq and is a predicted model, not a curated record. Bases 562 to 990 code for a protein of 142 amino acids. The transcript is spliced from 5 exons. NCBI's taxonomy places the organism in Eukaryota, Metazoa, Arthropoda, Insecta, Coleoptera, Chrysomelidae.
GAUUAGUAGAAAAAGAAGAAGACCUAGUUUGCAAAAGCAAGGUGUGAGCCUUAGACAAGGAAAGAGAGAGGACGAGUAAUCCUAUGACCAAAAGUGAAGCCAAACUGACACCAGGGAUUUUGAUCAUCGACGUAUCUUUGGGGUAUUGUUAUGCAUUGAAUAUUUAAAAUAAAAACAUGAAAUGUAUUUAAAAUGAAGAAUUUGUGUACGGUAAAUGUUUUAUUAAGUUGCUCAUAUUACGUACAUAUGUUUCAAUACAUACAUAUGUUUUUAUUACGAAUUUUAGAUGAUGAUUUACUUUAUUUUUUAUGAAAUUUUAACCUUCAACGAACACCCACCACUGGCAACCCAUUGUUAUUUUUGACGUGACCGCCAUGUUUCUGGUGACAAACAAACCAAAAACUGGCUUCACUUUUGGAACGUGUGUGUUAAAUGGGUGUUACCCGUCCUCUCUUUUUUCCUUGUCUAAGGUGUGAGCAAGGUUAGGUUAGAAGUGUUGAGUCAUGUCGUGUCUUUGUUCUUUUUGGAUUUGUAAGUGUUGAGUGUUGUGGCUUUUAUAAAAUGAUUAUUUACUUGCUAGAAAAAAAGCUCUUACGGCUGAAACUACUAGUGACCUUAAUACAGAUACAGAGGCGGGUAAUAAAAGAUGUAGAAAGAAGAAAAUUAUAUCCUCUUCUUCUGAAUCUGAUGAAAAUGAUGAACCUACGGAACAUGCAUCAAAUAGGGAAGCAAUUUAAAGUUACUAAAAUGCCUACCCCACCAAUUUGGACCAACGACAUGGCUGAAAUAGUAGACGAGUUAACUGUUUCGAACACACCAAGUCAAACAGGCAAUAGUUCUACCCCCUGCUUUACCCCUGGUCAAGUUCAUCAUGAUCGUAACAUGGGUCCAGGUUCGAAAAGCAAUUACACCACACCAAAAAGGGCCUUGAAGGAAAUACAUGAGAAUUUGAAUAAUGUUGAUUUUAUUUUUUUCCAAACUUGGUGGUAACAAUAUAUACGAAUUCAUUAGGCGUUGCAAUCGGGCCCCUUGUAACUGAUGGCCUGGCCGAACAAUUUUCCUUUACAGGAAACUGGAAGGAAAGGAAAACUGGUUUUUGAAAAAUUAAAUCUAGCUAAAUCUGUACUAGAAGCUGGGCAAAAGGCACAUGGGAUCAAUGGGAUCACCAGAAAGGAGAUUGAAAAAAAAAUUGGCGAUUGACUACGAAGAGCCAAAGAAAGAAUAUUAAGAACAGAGAAAUUGAAUGUAUAAACAUCUUAUGUAACAUUUUUUACUAAGUAUCGGGAAAUAAAACAUUGUUAAACAAAUCAUAGCAUUGUGCAUCAGUUGCUAUACAGGGUGUAUCAACGAUGUGUGGGUGAGCGAUAGGUGCUUCCCUAUUUGAGAUAGGAAAAAAGCCUUAAAUAAAAGUUGUGAAGAUCAGUGAAAUCUAUGUUACAAAAAUAUUUACCCUUAUACAGGGUGUUGGAUAAAUGUGUGACUUAUCAAAGAUAUGUUUUUUUAAAUGGAACACCCUAUAUAUUUUUACUUUAAAAUCUUUUUAAUGAGUUGAUUUCAAUGGUACUUCACACUUACUAUCUAUUGUGAUUAGUUGAGGAUCUACAGCUACUGGAAAUUGUCAAUUUUUCAAAUUCAGGUGGCUGUAGUAGCUAAACCAGUAAAAAUUUUUAAAAACGGCUUUCAUGUCCCUUUCCUAACUUUUCAAGUUCUAUUGAGUGACAUGAAAAAUUAUUUAAUACAGUCAUUUAAUACAACGUGAAAGCCAUUUUUCGAAAUUUUGGACUGUUUAGCUACUACAGCCACCUGAAUUUGAAAAAUUGACCAUUUCCAGUGGCUGUAGGUCCUCAACUAAUCACAAUAGAUAGAAGUGUGAAGUACCAUUGAAAUCAGCUCAUUGAAAAGAUUUUAAAAAUAUAAAGAUAUAUAGGGUGUUCUAUUUAAAAAAACAUAUCUUUGAUAAGUCACACCUUUAUCCAACACCCUGUAUGAGGGUAAAUAUUUUUGUAACAUAGAUUUCAGUGAUCUCUACAAACUUUUAUUUAAGACAUUUUUUCCUAUCUCAAAUAGGGAAGCACUUAUCGUCCACCCACACAUCGUUGAUACACCCUGUAUGUACUUGUUUACCAAUGCUUUAUACAGGGUCUUCAUUUCAAAACUAGACAGUUCAAAUAUAUUUUGAUUGUAGUAAAAUGUAAAAAAAUUAAAAAAACACGUAAAAUUUUAUAUCAAGGGGGACACUUUUUUUUCGUAAUUGCAGCAUCGAUACUUCAACCCUCGAGCAGUAGAGUGAACUCCUGAAAUUUAUAUAGGGAAAGUACCAAGUGUGCCAUAUUUUUGAAAAGGUAAUUAUAUGGGGAAUUCAGCAAUACCAAUAUUGUUGUGUCAAAUUCCGAUUUUAGCGCCCUCUUGAGGAAAAAAUAAUCGUUACGUAAUUCAAAUUGUGACACCUCAUUCGAAAGCUAUUUCUAUUGCUAAUUAAAGGCAAUAAAUAAUAUUAUCCUGAAAUCAAAUUUCAUAAGUGAAAUCACCUAAAAUAACAGACUUAGUAGGAUCACACUUUCCAAUCUCAUUUGAUUUCAAUUAUUAAAUGUGAAUUCAGGAUAAUUUUAUUUAUUGCAUUUAAUUAGCAAUAAAAAUAGCUUUCAAAUGAGGUGUCACAAUUUGAAUUACGUAACGAUUAUUUUUUCCCCAAGAGGGCGCUAAAAUCGGAAUUUGACAACAAUAUUGGUAUUGCUGAAUUCCCCAUAUAAUUACCUUUUCAAAAAUGUGGCACACUUGGUACUUUCCCUAUCUAAAUUUCAGGGGUUGUUCACUUCACUGUUCGAGGGUUGAAGCGAUGCUGCAAUUGCGAAUAAAAAGUGUCCCCCUGGAUAUAAAAUUUGAUGUGUUUUUUAUUUUUUUUUUUACAUUUUACUACAAUCAAAAGAUAUUUGAACUGUCUAGUUUUGAAAUGAAGACCCUGUCAUUUCCGAUACCUAGAAGAAAAUAUGUGGCUUAAAGAAAAUGUUAUUAGUUUUUAAAUAAAUAGCUCUUUUAUUAAGAAAUA